AUGACAGACGACGAGAGUCCCAAGCUCGAGGCUGUUGCCAACCUCAGCCCCGUCUCGCCGCGCCCUCUCCAUAACACAUACACUCUCCCACAGGUCCUCCCAGAGCUCCAGGACCUGGCCGAAGACCCAGACGUAGUCCCCCUCCAACUCUCAACCUUCCGCACCGCUGCUGCGGCCAUGGCUCCGAUCCAAGACCAGCAACAGCAGACCCUCGACCCUGCUGCUGCUGCUGCUGCUGCUACUGCGGCGGGCCCACCCGACUCGGACGGCAACGACGCCCAGUUGCAAGACAUCAGCAUAGCCGACGACGACAGCUUCGAUGCGUACGACGAGGACGGGGCCGGUCAAGAAGAGCAGGAACACCAGCAGCAGGAGGACACAGCCGGCGUCGAGGAGCCGGAGAACGAUGACUAUGCGAGAACCUUUGAUUCUCCCAAGGAACAGGCCGAUGUCGCGGAUGGGCAAGGAGAGGCCCAACAACCCCAGCAUGAAGAUGUAACAAAGACGCCAGAAUCCAUGAACAUUUCCGAGCAGCUUGCAGGUGUCCCAGAGCAGUCUGCCGCCCAAAUUGUCUCUGCUGAAGAUCCCACCGGCCCCGGCAUAUCCGCCGCCCAAGCCUCCCAACCCUCCCAGCCAGCCCAGCCAGCCCACGCCGCAGACCCGGCCCAAGACGCCCUCGUCCCCCCAGAGAGCGAUCACCAGUCCGCACCAGCCUCAGCAGUCCAAGAGGCGCCCCCACAUGCCGCCGCCAGCGACCCUGCCAGCCUUCUCCAACAGCCCCAGCAGCCCCAGCAGCCGGUGGCAUGUCCCGAUCCCGACAAGGUAGACCCCGAUAACCCCGAUAAGCUAGACAGGGCUGCCCCCAGCGAAGAGCAGCAGCCCGGCGUCCAGCCCGAGGACGUCGACAUGAACGAGGGAGAUGAUCCCGAUGCCACUGCCAUUGAUAUCCAGAAACUUGUCGAUGAGAUCACUGCCAAAGCCGCGGCCGAGGCUGAGGCUGAGGCUGAGGCUGAUGCUGAGGCUUCACCCGAGCAGCAGCAGCCGCCGCCUGCCAAGCCAUCCCCAUCGCUCCAGACCCAGUCACCUCCCUCUAUGGAUGUAGACCAGCCGUCCCUCCCCCCCAAGCCCUCCCUGACCCAAGAGCAGUCGGAGCAGACCUACUCCCAGCCUUCCUACCACCAUGGUUCAGUGCCCACCACCGCCCCAUCUUAUUCAUCUGCGCCCGCUGCCAAUCCCUCCCAGCCCGCCUUCAGCGCCCCCAACGGCGCACCAGGUGCCCACAUGUCGCAGCCUCCCGCUUACAACCCCACUCCCUCUUUUGCCUCGUACCCCAAUGCCUACCCGCCUGGCACCGCGCCCCCACAAGCCCCUGCAAACAAUGGAGGACCCGGACUGCAGCAGACAUAUGACGAGUUCCUGGCCGACGAGCGGAAGCACAUGUCCGAGGCCAAGUGGGAACGCUUCCCUGAUGGCUCUCGGAUCUUCAUAGGGAACUUGUCCCAGGAGAGGGUCUCCAAGCGCGAUGUGUUUGAACUGUUCCACCACUACGGUCGACUGGCCCAGAUUUCUCUCAAGUCUGCCUACGGCUUCGUCCAGUACCACACGAGUAGCGAUGCCCAGGCCGCCAUGAAUGCUCUCCAGGGAGCCGAGGUCAAGGGUCGCAAGAUCAACCUCGAGGUCUCCAAGACCCAGAAGUCCAAGAAGGACCGCGACCAUUCUCCUGACCGCAAAAACCGUGACCGGGGCGGUAAGGGCGCCGACCGAUAUGACGGGCGCGACAGCCGCCGUUCUCGUGGGGACGAUUAUCGCCCUGGUCGGUCACCGUCUCCACCCAGGCGUGGUGACCACCGCGGUAGACAGGACUCUUACAAUCGCGACCGUGGUGGUGGUGGUGGUGGCCACCAUGAAUCAUUCAACCGAAAACGCUCGCGUUCUCCAGACGCCUAUGGGAGACACGGACACGAUGCGUACAGGCGCCGGAGCCCCAGCCCCUACGGCCGGUCUCGCCAAGGGAGCGAUAACCUCGACAUCCCUCGUCGCUACGGCAACGACGUACCCGAUGUUCAGAUCCUCUUGAUGCAGGAUGUCCACAAGGACUUUGUUGAGUGGGUGCAGAGAGCGUUUUUGGACGCACGUCUUAGAGUGACUGCGAUGUUCCUGAACCCUCGCUUCCCUCGCGACCAGGUCAUCCAGCGACAGGUUGUGGAAGGCGUCCAUGCUGUUGUCGAACUGGACAUGCGCGCUCAGACGACUGCAAAGAUCCCGCUCCAGGUGUUUGACCGCUCCGCCGGAAGCAACGUCCGGUUCGAUCAGUACCAGGAGUUGGACCCACCGAUCGCCGCCCAGCUGGUCCUGCGUGCCAAGGGCUCCGUCGCACCGCAGCCAGCCUAUCCGCUGCAACCCAGCUACCCACCGCAGCAACCGUAUGGGGCGCCGGCACCGUAUGGUGCUUACCAGCAGCCUCCAACCCCAGCGCAGCAGUAUCCUGCUCCCGCUGCCGCUCCAGACCUGACGGCCAUCAUGGCCCAGCUCAGCCAGAUGGGCAAUGUCGACCCUGCGACCCUGCAGACCAUCAUAAGUACCAUCCAGCAAUCUCAGCCGCAGACACCUACUGCGGCCGUGCACCCUGCUCACCCGAUGGGAGCACCAGCUGCACCGAGCGCUGGGGUUGAUCUCAAUGCGUUGAUCGGUAACCUCACCGCAGCCUCCGCUGCCAAUAAUACCCAGACUGCAAUGGGGGUUCCUGGCAUGCCGGGUUAUCCUGCGCCUGCCUACCCACAGGCUCCUCGCGGACCGGCCAUGCCGCCUGCCGCAGGGUCAUCAGAUCCCGCCCGUGAUGUGCAGAACAUCAUGGACACACUGGCCAGGAUUAGACAAUGA
This is a messenger RNA of Diaporthe batatas, 2880 nucleotides long. RefSeq lists its product as uncharacterized. The coding region runs from base 1 to 2880 and encodes 959 amino acids. Gene Ontology annotation, molecular function: RNA binding. The record is from RefSeq and is a predicted model, not a curated record. The transcript has 3 exons. NCBI's taxonomy places the organism in Eukaryota, Fungi, Ascomycota, Sordariomycetes, Diaporthales, Diaporthaceae.